AUGGCGCAACUGUCCCUGUUUCCUUCUUACACGAACGCAGCAGCCACUGCACUCAUCCUACAGAGUCGCAGCUGUCCCUGGUUCCCCCUCAUACGAACGCAGCAGCCGCUGCACUCAACCCACAUAGUCGCAGCUGUCCCUGCAGCUGCUGCACUCAACCCACAUAGACGCAGCUGUCCCUGGUCCCCUAACACGAACGCAGCAGCCGCUGCACUCAUCCCACAGAGUCGCAGCUGUCCCUGGUACCCCCUUACACGAACGCAGCAGUCGCUGCACUCAACCCACAUAGUCGCAGCUGUCCCUUGUUCCCCCCUCACACGCACGCAGCAGCCGCUGCACUCAUCCCACAGAGUCGCAGCUGUCCCUGGUUCCUCCUUACACGAACGCAGCAGCGGCUGCACUCAUCCCACAGAGUCGCAGCUGUCCCUGGUACCCCCCCCUGACACGAACGCAACAGUCGCUGCACUCAUCCCACAAAAGUCGCAGCUGUACCUGGUUCCCCCUUACACGAACGCAGCAGCCGCUGCACUCAACCCACAUAGUCGCAGCUGUCCCUGGUCCCCCUCACACGAACGCAGCAGCCGCUGCACUCAUCCUACAGAGUCGCAGCUGUACCUGGUUCCCCCUCACACGAACGCAGCAGCCGCUGCACUCAACCCACAUAGUCGCAGCUGUCCCUGGUUCCCACUUACACGAACGCAGCAGCCGCUGCACUCAAGCCACAUAGUCGCAGCUUCGCAGCUGUCCCUGGUCCCCUCACACGAACGCAGCAGCCGCUGCACUCAUCCUACAGAGUCGCAGCUGUACCUGGUUCCCCCUCACACGAACGCAGCAGCCGCUGCACUCAACCCACAUAGUCGCAGCUGUCCCUGGUUCCCCUUACACGAACGCAGCAGCCUGGUUCUUUGCACGAACAGCAGCCGCUGCCACAUAGUCGCAGCACGAACGCAGCAGCCGCUGCACUCAACCCACAUAGUCGCAGCUGUUCCUGGUUCCCCUCACGAACGCAGCAGCCGCCCUGCACUCAACCCACAUAGUCGCAGCUGUACCUGGUUCCCCCCUCACACGAACGCAGCAGCCGCUGCACUCAACCCACAUAGUCGCAGCUGUCCCUGGUUCCCCUCACACGAACGCAGCAGCCGCUGCACUUCAACCCACAUAGUCGCAGCUGUCCCUGCAGCCGCUGCACUCAACCCACAUAGUCGCAGCUGUACCUGGUUCCCGAACGCUCACACGAACGCAGCAGCCGCUGCACUCAACCCACAUAGUCGCAGCUGUCCCUGGUCCCCCCCACACGAACGCAGCAGCCGCUGCACUCAUCCCAGAGUCGCAGCUGUACCUGGUUCCCCCCCUCACACGAACGCAGCAGCCGCUGCACUCAACCCACAUAGUCGCAGCUGUCCCUGGUUCCCACUUUCACGAACGCAGCAGCCGCUGCACUCAAGCCACAUAGUCGCAGCUGUCCCUGGUUCCCCCUCACACGAACGCAGCAGCCGCUGCACUCAACCCACAUAG
This is a messenger RNA of Acanthosepion pharaonis, 1515 nucleotides long. NCBI's taxonomy places the organism in Eukaryota, Metazoa, Mollusca, Cephalopoda, Sepiida, Sepiidae. The record is from the annotation of a GenBank genome assembly.